This is a messenger RNA of Gossypium arboreum, 1208 nucleotides long. Its product is annotated as squamosa promoter-binding protein 1. Gene Ontology annotation, molecular function: DNA binding. Lineage: Eukaryota; Viridiplantae; Streptophyta; Magnoliopsida; Malvales; Malvaceae. Gene Ontology annotation, cellular component: nucleus. The coding region runs from base 200 to 748 and encodes 182 amino acids. The record is from RefSeq and is a predicted model, not a curated record. The transcript has 2 exons.
AAACAACUACACUGACACAAGCAUACAAAGGAGAAAAUGUUGCUUGUGGUCCUCAACCCCCCCCCCCCCUUUCUUUUCCUUCUUUCCUCAAUAUUUUGCUCACAGUAUUUCAUCAGCACUCCAUUAUAUAUAUCUCUUUCUUCUGCUGCGGCAACGGAAGCUAUAGGUUUCAGAAGAACGAGUGGUUUUGAAAGCAAAUAUGAAUAAGGAUUUCAUGGCUGAAGAUGUUGACAAUGACAUGGAGGAAGAAGGAGGAGGAGAAGAAGAAGAAGAGGGUGCUGUUUAUCAUGGUGUUCAAGAUGAUGAAAAGAAGAAGAAAGCAUCUGGAAGGAGAGGGUCUAGUGGUGGUGUUGGUGGGGUGUUGCCACCUUCUUGUCAAGUGGAAAAAUGUGGGGUCGAUUUAUCGGUGGCCAAGAGAUACCACCGGCGCCAUAAGGUGUGUGAGAUUCAUGCUAAGGCGCCGAUUGUGGUUGUUGCUGGGAUCAGGCAACGAUUCUGUCAGCAAUGCAGCAGGUUCCAUGAGCUAUCAGAGUUUGAUGAAGCAAAAAGGAGCUGCCGUAGUCGUUUGGCCGGACACAACGAACGGCGUAGGAAGAGCUCAGCUGAAUCAUCCGCAGAAGGUUCAAGUCGCAAGGGAACAAGUCCACAGUUAAAAGAGGGUCAUUGCAGGCAGGUUGAUGAUCAAAGAGCCAGAGUUCCAAUAACAAUCCCUGGAAAUUCCUCUUUUAAACGUUCCCAUAUCAGAUAGGGAGCUUAAGCACCAACGCUCCCUCUCUUCUGUCAUCCAAUGGCUCAAGACUUGCACUAUGUAGUAGUUACUUACAAUACUAUAAUGGAGGAUUUAAUAACAAUGGCUUGUACUGGACUCUAUGCUUUCUGUACUGAUAACCCUUCUAUCUAUGGAGUUCUCUAUUGUAUCAAUGGUGAACACAACAAUCUGUAGGAUACAUCUGAAUCUUCAUUUAGUUCAUUUAAAUAGCUUCAGUACAUUUUUGGUUAUGUAUGAGAAAGCUUCUGAUAUGACAAAAUAUGCAUAACAAAGUGUGCUUGCACAUUAUUUGAAAAGCCAAUGCCACUCUAAAAUGUUACAACAAUGCAGGAAAUGUCAUCCGUACUGUUCCUCAUAACAGCUUCAUCGGUUAGGAGCUUUGCUGCGGACCAAGCAUCCUUAACGUUCCUGAUAGCAUCGACCGCUUCUUGGUUCGUCA